Messenger RNA from Cottoperca gobio, 3759 nucleotides. It is a transcript of the gene git2a, whose product is annotated as G protein-coupled receptor kinase interacting ArfGAP 2a. Gene Ontology annotation, molecular function: small GTPase binding; GTPase activator activity. The record is from RefSeq and is a predicted model, not a curated record. NCBI's taxonomy places the organism in Eukaryota, Metazoa, Chordata, Actinopteri, Perciformes, Bovichtidae. Gene Ontology annotation, biological process: synaptic vesicle recycling; regulation of ARF protein signal transduction; brain development. Gene Ontology annotation, cellular component: synapse. The transcript has 21 exons. Bases 290 to 2575 code for a protein of 761 amino acids.
UACCAAACGGGCACAGGCGAGUUAGCUAAUCAGGUGCUAAGUCAGCUAACUUGCAGACAUUGUACCAUACUCUUGUGGGGUAACGUUAUAAUGGUUGUAACAGAAACGCUGGCCAAAACGAAAAGGCUAGCAACAGUUAAAUGAAGUAGCAGGUCGUUGUUUGGGUUGUUUUUAAUUAGCUAGGUGUAGCUAACGCGGAAGGCAUCCCCACAGAGUAAUCAAUGGUUAGCAUAACGCAACGGAAAUAAUACUCUGCUCAUUUUAAAAGGCGUUCGUUCCUGAGCAAAGGAUGUCUAAACGCAUACGAAACACUGAGCUCUGCGCUGAUUGCAAUGUUCCAGAACCGCGCUGGGCCUCGGUGAACAGGGGUGUGUUGAUUUGCGAUGAGUGCUGCAGCGUUCAUCGAAGUCUGGGUCGACACAGCUCGCAAGUCCGCCACCUGAUGCACACACCAUGGUCUUCAACGCAGCUACAUAUGGUUCAGACAUUAUACAGCAACGGUGCAAAUUCAAUAUGGGAGCACUCUCUUCUGGACCCUGCGUCUGUGAUGAGUGGAAAACGCAAGGCCAACCCUCAGGACAAACUGCACCCAAACAAAUCAGAGUUUAUAAAAGCCAAAUAUCAAAUGCUGGCAUUUGUCCAUCGCAUGCCUUGCCGGGAAGACGACAGCUCGACAGCCAAGGACUUAAGCAAGCAACUCCACUCAAGUGUACGCACCGGGAAUCUCGAGACUUGUUUGCGGUUGCUAUCCCUGGGAGCACAAGCUAAUUUCUUUCACCCGGAAAAAGGAAACACUCCCUUGCAUGUCGCUGCAAAGGCAGGACAAGUUUCUCAGGCUGAACUAUUAACUGUUUAUGGAGCAGAUCCAGGAGCCCCUGACAGCAAUGCCAAAACUCCCAUUGACUAUGCAAGGGAAGCUGGCCACCAUGACCUGGCAGACAGAUUGGUGGAGAUUCAGUAUGAACUGACCGACCGACUGGCAUUCUACCUGUGUGGGAGAAAGCCAGAUCAUAAAAAUAGCCAGCACUUCAUUGUUCCACAAAUGGCGGACAGGAACAUCAGUUUAGAUUUAUCAGAAUUGGCCAAAGCUGCAAAGAAGAAAGCUGCACUGAGUAAUCACUUAUUCGAGGAGCUUGCCAUGGAUGUGUACGAUGAGGUGGACAGACGAGAGACUGAUGCAGUGUGGUUGGCUACACAGAAUCACAGCACGCUGGUGACAGACACGACUGUGGUGCCUUUCCUCCCUGUGAAUCCAGAGUAUUCAUCGACACGAAACCAGGGACGACAGAAGCUGGCAAGAUUUAAUGCACAUGAAUUUGCAACUCUUGUCAUUGACAUAUUAAGUGACGCUAAGCGCAGACAACAAGGGAAUUCAAUAAGCAGUCCCAAAGACAAUGUAGAAUUCAUCCUGAAGAGUGUGGCUGUCAGGCAUGGCAGUGACAGCCAGGACAACGACCAGCCUGACUACGAUAGUGUGGCGUCUGAUGAGGACACAGAUCACGAGCUCCCCUCGAACAAAGGAGAUAGGACCAAGAGCCUGGACUCUGACCUCUCGGAUGGCCCCAUUACUGUGCAUGAAUACAUGGAGGUGAAAAACGCGCUCUCUGUCUCUGAGGCCAAGAUCCAGCACCUCAUGAAAGCCAACAACAACCUGAGCGAUGAGCUGAGGCUGAUGCAGAAAAAGCUGCAAUCUCUGCAAAGCGAGAACUCCUCUCUCAGGCGGCACGUCCCAACCAAUAUCUAUCAGAUCCCCAGCGGUUCAGACUACCCCGACCCCUCCAGCCCCUCAGCCCUGAAACGCCGACAGUCUGCGCGUUCCAGUCGGCCCAUGUCUAUGUAUGAGACCGGCUCAGGCCUGAAGCCCUAUCUCCCUAAAGGAGAAACUCACUACCCAGAGGAGGGUAUCCCCACCCUGCAACCCUUCCCACCUCAUACGGAAAGGGGCGCUUUUGUGACCGCCUCUUCAUCCCUCCCCUCAUUUCCAUCCACCCUGUCUUGGUCGAAGGACGAGAGUGCUCAAAAGGCAUCGAAUUUAGAGAAGCAAAGCAGCAUGCCGGAAAGCGACUAUGACAACACAUUCAAUGACUCUGAGAUGGAUGAUUCGGGUUUGUACAGGAGAGGGAGGCUGAGGAGCAGCGGCUGGCUGAGGGAGGGCAGCUCUAUCCCUGAGCUGGAUGAUCUGGAGAUGGAACUAGACCCCACGCUUCCCAGCACAGAGGACGUCAUCCGCAAAACAGAGCAGAUCACCAAGAAUAUCCAAGAGCUGCUGCGAGCAGCUCAGGAGAACAAACAUGACAGCUUCAUACCCUGUUCAGAAAGAAUAUAUGUGGCUGUAAAAGAAAUGGCUGCCCUCUUUCCCAAGAAGCCCCGCUCAGAGACUGUGAGAGGCUCUCUGCGCUUGUUGACCUCCAGUGCGUACCGGCUUCAGAACGAGUGCAGGAAGGCGUUGCCUUCAGAGGGCUGCCCAGCACCGGACAUGCAGCUGGUCACCCAGCAGGUCAUCCAAUGUGCUUAUGACAUUGCAAAAGCAGCCAAGCAGCUCGUCACCAUUACCACAAAGGAGAAUACCAACUAACAGCACUUACAGGGCUGCAAGGCCGUCAGCAUCUCAGUUUCAUUCUUUAUUUUCCUUUUUAAUGAUUUUGCUUGUUUUUUGUAUUUGUGGUAUAUGCAUGCAUUGUUUUUUAAUUUAUGAAUAAAUAUUUAAAGCCAACUGAAUAAAUCUGAGUGUUAAAGGAAAAAAGUCAGCAAAUGUUCUUAGGGAUGCCCAGCUGUUAUAAUGGCACAAUUUCUCUUGAGGUAAUAAUAACUUCCAUAAAUCAAGCAGCAGCUAGCAGGCCUGGGGACUGUAAUGGUUUAUAGAUUACAAUUUGAGUAAAACUCAUAGUUACAAAUAUUCUUAAAUCAGUUCAUAAUGUAAAUGCCUUUAAUUGAGAGAAGAAAUUGAGCGCAGUUUAGUAGAUACACGUGAUGACAUUGGUUAAUGUUAUCAGCCCAAAGCCAGACACGGAUGCUGAAAAGUCAUAAAUGAGUCAUAAAUCCGCUGUCAUUGAAUGCUAACACUCUUGUAGCUAAAGGAGCUUCCUUUCAUUAAUCGCACUGUGCAAACAUCUUCAUUCUGUAAAGUUUAAUCUCCAUAAACAAAUUGACCAUUAAAUGUUGGCAACUUCAUUUAUGCACACUUUGUAGCUCUGCAAUGCUAAUGUUGCAUCGAAAAAGCUAUUUAUAUAGUUUGCCCCUUGUCCAAGAAAAAUCCAGUCUGCAGUGGACUUAUAUUUAUGUGUGCCUAUUUGUCAAGUUGGAGAAUUAACAAAAAAAGAAAAUGCUUGUUCAGGGGCCAAGUUGUAUUCUUCACCAGCACCAAGAUGUUUUUGUAUUCAGUUCAACUGAUGUUUCUCCACACUGCACUGUAUUCUGGGGUCUUGUGUGCCAUUGCAGUGUUGGUGAUGUUACAAUGUAUUCAGAGCUAUUAGCUACACUGUAUGUAUGUAUGUCCAUGUGUUUGGUGCUAUACUCCGGUAAUUGUUUUGUAUUUAAUGUGCAACAUAUGGGACAGAAGUCUAGACGUCUCCUGUAUUAUUGUGCAAGCCAACGUUCAUCCUCAUAAAGUGUUUCAGAGUUCAUCGUCAUUUUGAAAUCCGAUCAAGGUAAUGUCCCUACUUGUACUUGACCGGAGUGCUCGGAUGUAUGUGAUGCAGCUGUUAGGUUGCACUUUGGAAAAAAUAAUUAUUUUCUAAAUAAACUUAAUUUAUAAAUAUA